Molecule: messenger RNA, 1052 nt
Organism: Saprolegnia parasitica CBS 223.65
Lineage: Eukaryota; Oomycota; Saprolegniomycetes; Saprolegniales; Saprolegniaceae
Exons: 4
Source: RefSeq, a predicted model, not a curated record
AUGACGACCGCCUUGUCCGCCGACCAGCUCCUGCGCUCGUACGCCAACUUGCACCUCUCGUCGACCUGGAUGGCGCCGCCCACCGCCGCCACGCUCGCCUGUACCACGUGCACGUACCUCAACGACGCCGACGCGAGCCACUGCGCCAUGUGCGAACACGCACUGCCGUCCGCACCGCAGCUCACAGAGCCGCUAGCAGCGCCCCAUGCCAUCCACAGCGACGGCUCGUGGCGGUGUGGCGAAUGCUACAAUGCGAGCGGUGUGCGGGAUUGCUACAGCUGCGACGCUCCGUUCGUGUCGGUGGUCGCCAGCAGCGCGCCAAUGCAUCUGAACUGCAACCGAUGCGGGGCUCGCAACCGCGCCUCGGGCUCGUACUGCGGCAGCUGCGGCAACGCGCUUCGCUCCAAGCUCGAUACAAUCAAGCACGAGGUCGCCGACACGACGAGCCACGUCGCGCGGGAUCUCGGGCUCCACGUUCGCGUGCGCUGUCCCGGAUGUCUCAAGGUCUGCGUGCUUCCGUCGUCGGCCUGCUUCCGCUGCGGCGCCUGCGACGUCUACUUCGCAGCACCGUCCGUGGCCGCAGUCACGGGCUUCCAUGUGAGCCGCCUCACGCGGUCCCUCUCGAGUUCGGUCUCACGGCUCUUCACGCGGCCGACGACCUUUUCCGUGGCCAAGUUCUUUCAAAGCGACGACGACGACUCGUCCAGCGACGACGACAUCAUGUACGAGCCAAUGGAUGACGACGACGAGACCGAUCCGGUUCGGCCGCUGACGCUCGAGGAGGAGAUUCCGAUCGGGAUCCCGGUCGCGGCGCCGACGCUCAAGGUGGCGCGCCCAUCGCUGCGACCGGCGAUGGCGUCUCCGCCGUCGUUGCCGCCGACGCUGCGCAAGACGCAGAGUGCGCCGACGACCUUGCCGCCGACCGUGUCGUUUGAGAAGGACUGGGAUUUUGCCCGUACCCACGACGACUUUGCGACCGACAGCGAAGACGAAGAAGAGACCAAGGAAGAGCUCGACGACGCGAGUAUUCUGCGCUCGCUGCGGCAGUCGGC